Microthlaspi erraticum is the source of this 855-nucleotide messenger RNA. Lineage: Eukaryota; Viridiplantae; Streptophyta; Magnoliopsida; Brassicales; Brassicaceae. The record is from the annotation of a GenBank genome assembly.
AUGGGAAGUUCAUGUUUACCUCCAGGUUUCCGGUUUCAUCCUACUGAUGAAGAACUCAUCGACUAUUACUUGAAAAGGAAAGUCGAAGGUCUCGAGAUCGAGCUUGAAGUCAUUCCUGUUAUCGAUCUUUAUAGUUUUGAUCCUUGGGAAUUACCAGACAAGUCUUUUCUUCCAAAUCGUGACAUGGAGUGGUUCUUCUUCUGUUCAAGAGACAAAAAGUAUCCUAAUGGCUUUCGUACCAACCGAGGAACAAAGGCCGGUUAUUGGAAAGCAACCGGAAAAGACCGGAAAAUUACAUGUCGCUCAUCUACUACAAUUGGCUAUAGGAAAACCCUAGUUUUCUAUAAAGGCCGUGCCCCGUUAGGUGAUAGAACCAGUUGGAUCAUGCAUGAAUAUCGACUCUGCGAUGAUGAUUCAUCACAAGGAUUACAAAACUUCAAGGGAGCUUUUGUGUUAUGUCGUGUGGCUAAGAAGAAUGAGAUAAAAACCAAUUCCAAAAUCCGGAAAAACCUAAGUGAACAAACAUUUGGAUCAGGAGAAAGUUCGAAUUAUUCGAGUCGUGUGACUUCUCCUAACCGAGACGAAAUUAUGCCAUUUGUCAAUCCGGUUGCUACUGAAACCAACUCUUCCAACAUUUGGAUUUCACCGGAUUUCAUUCUUGAUUCUUCAAAAGAUUAUCCUCAAAUCCAAGAUGUUGCUUCUAAGUACUUUCAAGACUUUGAUUUUCCGAUCAUGGAAAACCAAAACAUGGAUUUUCCGUCGGGUACCAACAUGGAUGAGUUUAUGCAAACCGACUAUUGGACAAAUUCUGGAUACGACCAAACCGGUUUAUUCGGUUACUCAGAUUUCUCCUAG